GAAUGAAGAAGAAGAAGAAGAAGAGGGGAGCAUACUGUGGUAUUAUCCUACGCAUAGCAGUGUCAUUUCCUCGGAUUGAUGUCUUUGUCGUUGCAUGUUAUUAAGGCUUUAUCCCAACUCCCAAGCAGUUUUCCGCAUUCCUGAAAGCUUGUCGUUGAUAGCAAUGAAGAGAAUGGGCCCAGGAUUUCUGUCUCUGCAUACCUUAGGUAUGAAGGGCCAUCGGGUCGGGAAUGGCGCGAGGCUCCGGGCUGGUCUGAUUUCUCAGGCCACAAACGGGAAGGAUGAGGUGAAAGGCGCGGCGCGGCUCUUUGCAUUAUGGGCAUUGGUUCCGUGUGCAGGGCUCUUAUUCAUCUCAUCAUCUCACCGUGACGAAGACAAGAGAGUUGGCCGUCGGGGCAGAGGCACGGGUGAUACGGGUAACGGGAACACCGGACUCCAGACUCCAGUGCUCCGUAGUACUACAGGCGACAGGGAACCGUUGGUACCCGAGGGGUACAUGGACAGGCAGCCCACUUCUGCAGGGAACAGAAGUACCAUGGAAGUACCACGGAAGUACCAGGGACGUCGGGAAGUCGGCGGCAAUAAAAUCCAAAGUGGCCGAGGGUCUUCUCCCACGGAAGCACAGUUCCUGGCCAAUCAGCGUAGAGAGACCGUAGAGAGGAGAGGAGAGUUAGACACUGUCCCUGUAUCUGGAGGACCCAAGAACCCCGCGAGCGUUGUCCUCUUGCCGUACCGCUAUCCGAUGCUAUUAAUACAUGAAUAUAUGAAUCCAUCUGCCCUCACGUCUUCGGCCCGCUCGCGCCAAAUCUACGGAGCGACAGGACUGACCAGACAGAGAGUACGGUGCCCGUACGACAACUUCAACCUCGCGCUCGCUCUCGCUCUCGGCCACCCACGACUACGACCGCGACCAGGACCACGACCACGACCACGACCAUCAUCACCCUCCCCAUUUCACUCCUCCGUCGCUCAGUCCCUCAAUCUCUCAAUCCCACAAUCGCCAACUCGCCCUCUUCUUCUUCUUCCUCCUGCGCUUGUCCCGAGCUUUGAUUGAAAAUCCCCCCCGUCCGCUUCUUUCAUCGCGCCCGGCAAGCCACAGCGCAUGUCUUCCCGCCCGGCGCACAAACAGCCAUCCCUCCCUCACUCCCGCGCUCGACACACCUUGUAAGCCUCACCACCAGCCCGCCCACUCCAAUUUCAAGAACUGCAGCAACCCUCCGUCCUCCCUCCGUCCUCCUCUCUCUCUACCUCUCUGCCUUUCCUCCUCCCCGCCCACAUCUACAGAGAUCCAUCCCUCUUUUUCCUCUUUUCUCUGGCAAUCCCCCCCCGCUUGUCUUCUCUUCACCGCAAUUCCCCAC
Amorphotheca resinae ATCC 22711 is the source of this 1358-nucleotide messenger RNA. RefSeq lists its product as hypothetical. Bases 95 to 1054 code for a protein of 319 amino acids. NCBI's taxonomy places the organism in Eukaryota, Fungi, Ascomycota, Leotiomycetes, Helotiales, Amorphothecaceae. The record is from RefSeq and is a predicted model, not a curated record. The transcript is spliced from 2 exons.